Molecule: messenger RNA, 2910 nt
Organism: Brassica oleracea var. oleracea
Lineage: Eukaryota; Viridiplantae; Streptophyta; Magnoliopsida; Brassicales; Brassicaceae
Product: WD repeat-containing protein 44-like
Exons: 6
Coding region: 507-2333 (608 amino acids)
Molecular function (GO): protein binding
Source: RefSeq, a predicted model, not a curated record
UACACCCAAAAAAAAAAAUGCAAAAGCAAACGGUCGGUGACACACAACACAAGUAUUCGUGUCCUCUUCAGAAAACUCUAAUCCCUUCGUCGGACAAUCCAUCUUCUUCUUCUUCCCAACUGUCUCUUUGCUUUCACAGCUUUCAAUAUAAACCUUUGAUCCUUCCUUUUUCGAAAAUAAUAAUAAUUCAUCUCUUCGUACUUCUUUUAAUUUCGUCCUUUUUUAAUUCUGUCUGGUUUGGUCUCGUCGUCACCAUAGAGAGAAUUUAGUUGAGAAUGGUGUCUGUGUCUAGUCUCUCCACCACUGCUUCUUCUUCGGGAUAUGUUUGUUCCCAUUUCGAAGAAACCAAGUGAAGAAGAACCAACCCACCCAUUGUAGGUUGCUUGGUUGGAAGCAAAACUGGCAGCUGUGGUCCUUAGUUGAACAUUCCUCUUUUGAGAAGAAAAAAAAAAAACUUAAAAGUGCUUUAAGCUGGGUUCCAUGGUUUGAACAACGCUCAAUAAACAAUGGAUCACUUGUCUCAAGAGGAAGAUUUUCAGUUCUUUGAUGCCAACGAAGAAGCAUCUCCAAGUUGUUUUGAUUUUGAUCCUGGAAGUGUUGUGGAGCGGCGGAAGAAGUUCUUGGAGUGGAUGGGACUCGAACAAGUUCUUGUUCAGCAGAACAAUUCAGAUGUUGGUUCUGGUCUGGAUGGAGAUUCUGUAGAAGCUACUGAGAAGAGAUCUGGAGGGUGCAGCUUCUCUUCUACUCAGGUAUCUUCCUCUGGUUCAAGUGAGGAAUUGUCUCUGAGAGUGGACAAAAACGUUGGGGGAUGCGAUGUGACGAGAAGGCAAAGCUCUUCAUUGGCACCGUGUUCUGAUCCUACAUGUUGUCAAAUUAAGGAAACAGAGAAGCAUAGAAGUAUCACCAGCCGACUCACUAGUUCCAAGAAAAGAUGGUUAACGAGGCUGCUCUCAAUGGGAUGUUCCGCGGAUACAAAAAUCCAAUCCGGUGUUCUUUCAAGAGUUAAGGUCAAGCAUUACAAGAAACAGACCAAAGAGCUUUCAUCUCUCUAUCAGAGUCAAGACAUUAAAGCACACAAUGGUUCCAUUUCAGCUAUGAAAUUUAGCUGCGAUGGGAAGUAUCUUGCAAGCUCUGGUGAAGAUGGGAUCGUACGCGUGUGGAAAGUCACUGAGGAAAAAAGAUCUAAACUACCAAGGGACUACCUUAACCCUUCGUAUAUGUACUUUGAGCUAAACGAUCUUUCCCAGUUGAAACCAAACAAGACCACAGAAAAGUUCAAGAAAAAAUCUGAUUCAGCAUGUGUUGUCUUCCCUCCUAAAGCUUUCCGGAUAAUGGAGAAACCUUUACAUGAGUUCCGCGGCCACACAUGUGAAGUCUUGGACAUCUCAUGGUCAAAGGAUAAUUAUCUUCUCUCAGCUUCAAUGGAUAAAACUGUUCGGCUAUGGAAAGUCGGUAGCAAUGCUUGUCUUGGAGUCUUCCCUCACAAUAGUUAUGUAACUUGUGUUCAGUUCAACCCUGUGAAUGAGGACUACUUCAUGAGCGGUUCAGUUGAUGGAAAAGUUAGAAUCUGGAACAUUCCUGGUUGCAAUGUUGUUGAUUGGGCGGAUGUCAAAGACAUUAUAUCAGCAGUGUGUUAUCGUCCUGAUGGACAAGGAGGAGUUGUUGGUUCUCUAACUGGAAGUUGCAGAUUCUUUAACAUGUCUGGAGAGUAUUUAGAGCUGGACUCUCAGAUACAUUUUCAUAACAAAAAGAUAUCUCCAAAUAAACGGAUCACUUGUUUCCAGUUUUUACCUCAAGACCCUAGCAAAGUUUUGGUUGUUUCAGCCGAUUCCAAAGUCAGAAUUCUCCAAGGCAACGAUGUUGUUAGAAGAUACAAAGGGUCUCCUAAGUCUGAUGGAAAGUACAUUGUUUCAGCUUGUGAGGACUCCAAUGUAUAUAUAUGGAGCAAUGGAAAAGAGUCAGAUUCUUCUUCUUUUUUUUAUUCUCAAACCAAAAGGAUUAGAUCUUUUGAACGUUUCUCCACCAAUGCAUCCGUGGCAGCAACCUGGUGUGGGUUCUCAGAUCACAACAGAACUAUCCCGUUUUCUUCACCACCUUGCUUAUCUCUCAAGGAAAGUGGAUCAGUUCCCAAGGGAAACGCGACGUGGCCAGAGGAAAAUUUAACCGAAAAUCCUCUUUCUUCAAUGACUGCAUCUCAGUACAAAUUUCUCAAGUCCUCAUACCAGAGAGCAACUAGUAGCUCUCUAGCUUGGGGUAUGGUCAUUGUCACAGGUGGUUGGGACGGACGGAUCAGAACAUUUCAGAACUACGGCUUGCCUGUGACCGUAACUUGAAGGUGACAUUGUUCCUUUAUUGAUAGGAACAAGCACAUGGUUCUGGCACGUCUUUGAAGCUAUGGUGGGUCCAAAAGGAAAAACCAGAACCGUUUCUGCUAUUGUCCAAUAGUCAAAAGGAGACUCAAAAUGCUAUUUUACUCGUAAAAAUUAUCAUCCUGUGGAGAUGUAUCAAGAAGGGUGAGUGAGAGACUUCAUCGGUAGACGCAGAGGAACAGAUGUUUUUUUUUUUGGCACUAAGUGUCGGUUGGAGGAGAUAGUUUCAAAAGAGUACGGAUUUGUGGGGUCCAAGGAAGAGACAUCAAGUGAUCAUGGAGGAGUGGUUGUGGCUGUAGGAAAAAAGUUUCUAACGGUAGUGAUUGGUUUCGUAGUGUCUAUUCGUUCGUUGCUUGAUACGUUGUCGUUUGGUAAGUUAUAUCAGCUUAUUUUUUUGAUUUGAUUUCCACUUAUGUAUGAUGAAGAGGAAACAAGAAUCAAUUGAUUGUUAGUCACCUCUAACUCAGACAGAGGAUCCGGGGUUUCGUGUCUGUAAAUUUAUACAGCCAAACCUUUUGUAGAGUAAUGUGAUCAAAUUAGU